UGUAGCUGACAUUUGCAAUAUUUAUUGUAGAAUGCAAUGUUCUGAUGUCACUAUAUGUAUAUUUCUGCUAAUUGGAUUUAAAGUGAGAGUUGUGCUUUUUUUGGCCUGUUAAAACAGUUGGUAAUACUCCUGACUUCAGCUCAUGCAGUUCUAAUGCUGUCUUUGAUAGGCUAACGCUGUGUUUUGUGCAUUUGUAUCACCUGGCUGUCUAUAAGAGUGUAGUGUUAAACUUGACGAACAUAAAGACGGCAGGAAGAGAGAUUGAAUAGCAAAAUGUCAGAUGCAAACAACACUGAAGAAUUUGAGAACUUAGAAAUGGAACCCAAUACGACAAGAGAUUUGAAUCAUAGUGAGUUACCGAUUCCAAAACAGCAAGACAAAGAAGCAAAGGAUGUCAUUCACAGAGAUGGUAAAUUGAAAAACCCACCCACAUAUCAAUUAGACGAAGAACCUAAAGAACAUGAAAUAAAUACUGGCGAACCGUCUUACGUAGAAGACAAAGAUGAAGAACAGAAGCAAGAAGAACUGGAGUCAAAACAGAAUGAUCAAACCAAUACUAAAGUUUUAAACAAAUACGAGAGAACGUACAGACUGGACAAAUUUGAGAAAAAUGCACUGAUUGUAUUCAAUAAUGAGCGUUUUGAUAAUUUCCCUCCAAGGAGAGGCACGCAAGUAGACGUGGAAGCCAUUUACGAAACAUUCUCCAAAUUCGGUUUUGAAUAUCAUGUCUACCAUGAUUUUACUAAAGAAAAACUGUUCGAGAAGCUUGAAGAAUAUAGCAAGAAAGAUUUCUCGGAUUAUGGAUGCAUAGUUAUAGUUAUCCUCACAAUCGGGACGAAGAACGGCCUCCUAAGUGCGCAAGACCAAUUUUACAGCGAACAUGACGUCAUCAAUCAUUUCAAGUCGCAAAAUCCGACUUUAUUUACGAAGCCUGUUGUCUUGUUGAUCCAGGCAAGCCGUGGGCCCUAUCCCCCGCUACCACAGGAGGUGCCAAUUAUGGGGAACUUGAAGUUUCCCAAAAAGUAUGAAGAUGAUGACAUUGAGUCCUACCACCUACCUGUCGAGGCGGACAUGUUGAUAGCACACAGUUCCUUCGUCGGGAGACCAUCUUUCAGAACAAUACAUGGCUCGUGGUUCAUCCAGACAGUAUGCAAGUACAUCAACGAGCUGUACCUCACCCACGACUUGGAAUCCAUACUCGUCGAGGUCAAACGGGAGAUUGCCAUCAACAAGUACUACAUGGAGUUCGAUCGAGGAUCCGAGGACUUGAAUGUACUCAAACAAAUGCCUACGAUCACAUCCACUCUCAUUCGGAAGCUGUAUCUGAGGAAAUUCAGUUAUAACCCGUUGUAUUUGACUCCAAUUGAGCUACUGCGCAUGGAAACACUCCUGGAUUCAAUACCAAUAACGCCUGGAGUCACAAAUGAGAGCUUUCCCAGUCACCUCGACCACUUGAAAAAAUGUCUCAGAGAUGCCGUUUUGAAUCUACCACCCACCCACUCCUACGACGAACAUGAACAAAUUGAAAACACUAUAGAUGAAUCUCUAAAUAGAGAAAACAAAAUCAAUGACAAAGAAAAUGAAGAACUGCCAACGAAAUACAAUGAGAUCAGUAAUACUAAAGCUUUAAGCAAAUACGACAGAACGUAUAAACUAGAAAGAUUUGAGAAAAAUGCAAUUAUAAUAUUCAAUCAAGAGAAUAUUGAGGGUUACCAACCAAGGGUGGGCACGAAACAAGAUGUAAAGGCAAUUUGUAAAACAUUCUCAAAGUUUGGUUUUGUAAUAGAUAAAAAUAAUAUUCACGAUGACUUGUCUAAAGUGGAGCUAUUUAAGAAGCUUAAGGAAUUUAGCGAGAAAGAUUUCACGGACUACGGAUGCAUAGUUAUAGUUAUCCUCACACACGGGAUGAAGAACGGCCUCUUGCGAGCCAGAGACGAGGGGCAGCUUUACAGCGAGCUUGACGUCAUCAACCAUUUCAAGUCACAGAACAAACCCACUUUGUUUACCAAGCCUGUCGUCCUGUUAAUCCAGGCAUGCCGCGGCACAGCUUCAUCAGCAGGAAUGUCUGCAUCAGAGAACUUGAAGAUCGCCAGCGAUCAUGAUGACAUCGAGCCUUACCACCUGCCUGUCGAGGCCGACAUGCUAAUAGCUCACAGUUCCUUCGUCGGGAAGCCAUCAUUCAGACCAGAAAACGGCACGUGGUUCAUCCAGACGCUGUGCAAGUACAUCGACGGUCUACACUACACGCACGAUUUGGAGGCGAUACUCGUCGAGGUCAAGAGGGAAAUAGCCACCGACAAGUAUUACAUGGAAUUCAACAGACAUACAGAUACCAUGGAUGUGAACAAACAGAUGCCUACAACCACCGCCACACUGACUCGCAAACUCUACCUGAGGAAAUUCGGAGAUGACCCCUUGCGGAUGACUCCAAUAGAACAGUUGCGAAUGGAGGUGAUUCGAGAUUCAGUACCGAACAUGCCUAGAGUGACAAACGAAUCUUGCUCCUGUUUUCUGACUCACUUUGUCUACAUGAAAAGGUGUCUCAGCCACUUCGUCUACCAAAACCCUGCUAAUACGACAGCGAAAUGCAUAUUAGACGUAGCAGAAAAACUGAAGGCAGGUACUGACGUGGAGAUUACUAAAGCUACUCUCAAAGCCAUAAGUGACUGCCUACACAACCAGUGUAAGAGUUCGGAAUACCAUAACUACAUCCAUUAUUACCACGAAUAUGAUGGACUGGAUUCUAUACAGAACACAGAACCAGUGGAAGAUGUAUCCUCAAGUUUGGUAAAACCCGGUAAAGCCUGGUAUAAAAUAAGACAAGGUGCAGUGACAGGAUUAAGUUCAUGUAUAGCAGCUUAUGUUGUAUAUAGUUUAUUAAGAAAGUAAAUAAAUGAAAUUGAGUAUGAAUUGACAUCAAGAGCUGGGGGGUUAAAAUGGCCACAUCGAAGCAAUUCAUCUAAGAAAGCAAUAUUGCUAUUUGACAUUUGUUUGCAUUGCGCACUUACUUUUAUAUGCGCAAAUGUCAAUUUGCAAUAUUGCUUUCUUAGAUGAAUUGCGGUGUGUACGCCUAGGCCUUCCUCUUCCAACUCUACCAUUUACUCCUGCAACAUAAAUCUUUUUUUUUUUUCUUGUUUUAUGUUUAAGUAAGUACUUAAUAAUAAAAUUGCUAUUCCAAAAUUCUAGACUAACAAAAUUAAAUUGAUCUUUUUUGUGGUAAUAUAUACAUUUUUAUAAUAAAAUACCAGACAGUAUUUUGAAUUUGUCAGAAAAUAAAUUCAAACAAGAGCUUUGAAUUCUU
Molecule: messenger RNA, 3301 nt
Organism: Pectinophora gossypiella (pink bollworm)
Lineage: Eukaryota; Metazoa; Arthropoda; Insecta; Lepidoptera; Gelechiidae
Exons: 9
Coding region: 274-2889 (871 amino acids)
Biological process (GO): proteolysis
Molecular function (GO): cysteine-type endopeptidase activity
Source: RefSeq, a predicted model, not a curated record